AUGACAAUCACCCCCCGCCUCGCCAACAAAAUCGCCAUUGUAACAGGCUCCUCCUCCGGCCUGGGCCGCGCCAUCUCCCUCCGGUACGCCCGCGAAGGCGCAAAGCUCAUCUGCGCAGACCUCACCCCGACCGCCCGCGCACAGGUCCCCUCCGAGACCUCAAUCGCGACGCAUGACCUCAUCGUGCAGGGUGGCGGGGAAGCCGUCUUCGUGAAGACGGACGUCGGGGAUGCGGGGGAUAUGGAGCGGGUGGUGCAGACGGCGGUGGAUGUGUUUGGGCGGUUGGAUAUCCUCGUCAACAACGCCGGCGUCGCACUCGAAGCAAGAACUCCCGCCGUGUGCCACUUGACCGAGGAGGAGGUGUGGGAUACCACGAUGCGCGUGAACAGCAAGUCGGUCUUCCUGGGGUGCAAGUACGCGACGGCCCAGAUGUUGAAGCAGGAGCCGCAUCAGCCCUCCGGGGAUCGCGGGUGGAUCAUCAAUAUGUCGUCGAUUAUGGGGAUUGUGGCGGGGUUGGAGAAUGUUUCCUACUGUGCGUCGAAAGGCGCAGUGAGCAAUCUCACGAAACAGGUGGCGCUGGACUAUGCGCCCCACAGGAUUCAUGUUAAUGCUCUUUGUCCGGGUUAUACUCAGACGGCUAUCUUUCAAGAGACAACGGCCUACAUAACCCCUCUCGAGGAUCUGCAGCAGCGGCAUCCGUUCAAGGGGCCCGGGAUGCCGGAUGAUAUUGCUCGGAUGGCGGUGGUGUUGGCUAGUGAGGACGCCACUUGGGUGACUGGAAUUCUUUUGCCGGUGGAUGGAGGUUAUACUGCGCGGUAG
Molecule: messenger RNA, 819 nt
Organism: Aspergillus aculeatus ATCC 16872
Lineage: Eukaryota; Fungi; Ascomycota; Eurotiomycetes; Eurotiales; Aspergillaceae
Product: SDR family NAD(P)-dependent oxidoreductase
Exons: 4
Coding region: 1-819 (272 amino acids)
Molecular function (GO): oxidoreductase activity, acting on the CH-OH group of donors, NAD or NADP as acceptor
Source: RefSeq, a predicted model, not a curated record